Molecule: messenger RNA, 739 nt
Organism: Brassica oleracea var. oleracea
Lineage: Eukaryota; Viridiplantae; Streptophyta; Magnoliopsida; Brassicales; Brassicaceae
Product: protein canopy homolog 3
Exons: 9
Coding region: 23-574 (183 amino acids)
Source: RefSeq, a predicted model, not a curated record
AUCCGAAGGAAGAAAUCGAAGGAUGGCGAAGCUGGUGAUCUUCACCGUAGUUGUUAUCACCAUUUUCUCCUUUGGAGUCUCCGUUGAUGACAAAUGUUCUGCUUGCAACGCCGUCGCGGAGGAAUUGGAAUCACAGCUUUUGAAGGAAAAACCACGAAACCAUCUUGAUUUGAGAAACCGACUUAAUUCUAAAGGCCAGCGUGAGGGAAAAGUUAUUGAUUAUAGAAUGAGCGACCUGAGGGUGGUUGAUUUGUUGGACGGGCUGUGUGAUAGAAUGCAGGACUAUACUCUACAAAAGGUUGAAUCUAAAAAUAGAGAAUGGGUCAAAGUGGAAAGUUUUGACAAUCUAACAAAUAAACAAGAAGCUAAAGCGCAUGCAAAUGACAUUUCAACUUAUUGCGGAAGAUUGCUGGAGGAAACGGAAGAUGAGCUUGCUGAGGUAAUAAAGAAUGGAACAUUAAAAGUAGGAGAUGCUCGCAAGGUUCUGUGUCAAACUUUAAGUAACCACUGCAGCAAAUCAAGUGAAACAGAUUCAGAAGAUGAGGAAGAUGACGACGACGCAGAUGAAUUAUAGCCCGUUCCAAGGAAAAUCUCACCACUUAUUUUACCAACAAGGUCCCAACUACAAAGACAUUUUUUACGACUCAUAUGUGGAUUAGACACCUUUUCAGCUCUUAUGUUCCAUCGAUAAUCCGUUCUAGAAAACUUAUUGGUUUAUAUAUUUUGAUUGAUUUAUAAA